UUCCUGUAACAGUUGUCCAAGUCAAUGAGAGGUCUGUUUUAGAGCAGAAGGCUUACAUGCUGUUUUAUGUUCGUGAUAGAAGAAAUUGCUCCUAAAAAACCCAUUGAUGUUGUUCAGAGAGACUUGAAAGCCAUGUCAAUGGAAUAAACCAUCUCUCAUUUUGAGCCAACAGUCAAAGAACACCUUCAAAGCUCUCGAAUUGAGAAUGGAGUAUGUGGGGCAGACUCUUCUUCUGUGAAACAAAAGAAUGCUGUAAAUGGUGGGCUGUCAAAGGAGGCCAUCUGAAGGAAGCAUCCAGUCAGCCAGGGAGGAUACCAAUGCAAAGCUCAGUACCAAAAAGGAGCCCGUGUUGGAAACUUUUCAAGUCACCAUUACAGAAAGACCCAUCAGUGGGCUGCCUUUUCCAAAUCUGGGUCAAGGAAAAAGCUUGCAGCCAUCUGCUUCAUCUUUGAAUAGCAAUGGAGGCAUCCCAAUAUGAAAAUAACACUACUAUUGCUACCAAAGAGAAGCAAAUUUAAGAAUAAUUUGGGGGUCUCGGUGACUGUAUCAUCCAACUGCAAUGGGCACCAAAACUCUGCCUCUAACAAGAUUCUCACAACUGAGACCUCACAGAAGAUUAAUGGUGUUUCGAAUGCUGGGGCAUCAAUUAAUACUCCUUCCCGAGAUUCCAGUGAUAAAUCACUGGAGCGGGUUUCAAAUAUGGCUCAAUCUGGGGGCUCCAGUGACAAAAUGUUAGAGAAAGCAGAUCCUAUAAAAUCAGCCAAGGAGCCAAGCUGUGAGGAAACUCAGGUUGGAAAUAAGCUUUAUGAUAGUGUUGCUGGUACUUCAGCAGAGGAAAAUGUUGGUGAUAAUGGUCAAACACCCGCGUCAAUGAUGGCAAAUGAACCUUUACACGCAAAAGCUCCUGAUUGUGCAUCCCAAAGGAAAUUGAAGAAGAAGAAGCUUCUUAAGUGUAGGAUUAAUUCCAUGCCUAUUGGCUUAAAAUUUUUCAAGGCAUCCUUAGGUUUACGCAAGAAAAAGAAACACAAAAGGAGCAAACGCUGCACUGUAGAUCUCCAGAAUCUCAGUAAAGAACUCUUAUUGGAUAAAGAUUCUUGUCUUUCAUCGGACCUUGGUCCAUCUACAUCCGAGAAAUGUGGUACCAGUUCCAGAAGUACCUGGAAGUACCCAAUGGAACUGCUAAAAAGAAUGGCAAAAUGUGUAAUGGUGAUUCGUUGAUGAAUGGUGUGGAUCGAGAAUUAACAGAGAGAAUUUGUCAGAAUUAUGGGGUUAUAGAAGCACGUUUUGCUUUGAUAUCGAUCUCUCACUGAUAUGUAGUUGCUUCAUUGAAAAUAAAGUUCAAAGACUUCCAUAGUUGUUUCA
Pistacia vera is the source of this 1362-nucleotide messenger RNA. RefSeq lists its product as uncharacterized. The coding region runs from base 475 to 1218 and encodes 247 amino acids. Lineage: Eukaryota; Viridiplantae; Streptophyta; Magnoliopsida; Sapindales; Anacardiaceae. The record is from RefSeq and is a predicted model, not a curated record. The transcript is spliced from 3 exons.